Messenger RNA from Limulus polyphemus (Atlantic horseshoe crab), 1775 nucleotides. RefSeq lists its product as uncharacterized. The record is from RefSeq and is a predicted model, not a curated record. Bases 208 to 1080 code for a protein of 290 amino acids. Lineage: Eukaryota; Metazoa; Arthropoda; Merostomata; Xiphosura; Limulidae. The transcript is spliced from 7 exons.
UAAUACCUUUCGUUUUCUAUGUGCAUCAAAAAGUCUCGAGGUAGUAAAAGUUAAGUAAAGAUAUUGCCUGGACAUUACGAGAAUGGUAUUUUAAUAUUGCCUGUUACAUUACGAGAAUGCUGUUUUGAACCAAAGGGAACACAAUUUAUCUUUUAGAGUUAUUUCAAGUGGAAUGUGAGAAGCAGGAAAUAAUUUUUUUCAAGAACUAUGGCCCUGCAUUAUUAUAUUUUACUGGUUCUCUUAUUCAAAGAUCUGCAACAGCUUUUGGGUGUACAUCUGAAAGUACUGGAUAUCCCUUCGCCUACAACGUCAGGACAAUCUAUUGAACUCACUUGUUCUUAUGAGCUUGACGGCGAUCAGCUUUAUUCGGUGAAGUGGUACAAGAACAACACGGAAUUCUACAGAUAUUUGCCAAACGACUGGCCCCCUGGUCAGUUUCUCCCUCUACCCGGUGUACGAGUGGAUCUUUCAAAGUCAGGUGAAGACAAGGUUUACCUAAAUCGCAUUAGUCUGGAAUCUGCUGGAAUGUAUCGCUGCGAAGUUUCUGCUGAAGCACCUUCCUUUCAAACAGUUGAAGCAAGUAAACAAUUGGAAGUUACAGUAUUUCCAACAGAAGGACCACGUAUUAGUGGGGGAAGACCUGAAUAUGUAGUUGGUGACAUUGUAAACAUCAAUUGCACUUCAGCCAAAUCCAGACCUGAAGCUAAGAUACGUUGGUAUAUAAAUAAUAAACCGGUUGAAGCUGAAUAUAUAACAACGUUUCCAACUAAACUUCAUGGUGAUGGCUUGAAAACCUCAACAGCAGGAUUAAGAUUUGUGGUCAAAGAUGAACACUUGUGGAGUGAAAAUAUGAAACUAAGGUGCACAGCAACAGUUUCUCGAGCUGUUGAGUUGAGUAACGAAGCGGUAAUAUUUGCAAGGCAACAGCAUGCUUCUGGUUUACGUAUAAGUAACACUCUAAACCAAGUUGGUGGAAAAGCGGCAGCGAAUACUGUUCAGCUGAGCAGGCUUGUUUUUAUCGAGCUUCUCGUUAUUGUUUAUUACUGUUCAACUGUAUUUUCCUAUGUGCACCCAGUCUGACGUAUGGGAUACAUCUGAAUUUCUGUGUGUAUUCAAGGAUAAGUCUGGGAUAACAUCUGAAUUUCUGUGUAUAUUCAAGGAUAAGUCUGUGAUAGAAAGACACUUUCGAACCCCUUGUUCUGGUUAAGAAGAUACAGGUAUACCGAUUAAAUCGAACUUGAAGAAGAAAAAUUACAUUAAAUCAGCGUGGUGCAUUAAGCGAUAUCCAAUAUUGCGAGAGAUGGAAAAUAUCUGCUUAUUUCUUAUUGUUCUGUACGUAAUGCAGUGGAAUUAGGUUAUGUAAAAGUGUUGUAUAUCCAUCUUUUAUUGUAAAAUGAAAUUACCCAUUAAAGUUUCUGGGUAUGCAUGUUUUAGCGUAAUUGUAAUGGUAAAAAUAGGCUGUAAUAAGGUUCCCUAGUUAAACUCAACAUCCAUUAGCAUAGUCCUAAAAAAAUUGUAUUUCAGUUUCUCUUCCGUUAUUACUUCUCACUCAGAAGUGAUAUCACUGCAAAUCUGACAGAUCAUAUCGGUUUUACAGCCGUGUUUACUGUAUUCAUGUAUGAUCCCAAAUUUUAGUUUGCAGGAAAGAAAAGUGUGUAAAUGAUAACAGUAAGUCCUAAGUAUCUAACAUAAGAACUAAAACCGAAUUCAUACCAUUUCGCCGUUAUAUUAUACGGGAAUUUACCCUAAAAUAGUUGUUUUAGUCUGUAUUUUUC